AGAAAGAUUUUGUGUGGAGAGAGUAGUAGUAUUACACCACACACGUGCUUCAUUUUUAGUGAUAUAAAAUUGAGUGGUUUUUCAAGAGAAUGUCAUAUAAAUGCAAAAAUACAUUAGGGAAUAAUGACUAAAGCAAUUGAUUUUACACUGAAAAUAUCAGCUGUUGUUGGUACAAGUUUGGCUAGUUGGUGUGCGGGGCAGUAUUAUGAACGUUGUCAACAAGUGAAAGAUGAAAAAAACAAUAUAUACAACAUUUUUAAUCUCAAACGAAUGCCCGGUUUACCAAUUUUCGGAACUGUUUCGGCAGCAUCGCCCAUUGUUCCCAAUGAUAAUCAGAUAGAUAUGGGGAAUAAAUUGUCAUCAACAACUUCAAGAAUUUCACAGAUUAUGAAGUAUGGAUUUCCAGGAUUUGAUACUGUAAGAUCAUUUGAUGACUAUGUUUUGUCAUAUGACAGGAGAAAUAGAAUAGCUCAUUGGGUCUUUGAACACCUCACUCGUGACGGAUUGUACUCUGAGAACAAGAGCAAGGUUGACAGGUCAAAAUGUGAAUUCAAACCUGAUGAGAGUAUUCAUCCGUAUUUCAGAUCGUUGAAUAGUGAUUACAAAGGCAGUGGCUUCGAUCGUGGUCAUUUAGCAGCCGCUGGAAAUCAUAAACUUUGCCAGAAUCAUAUGGAACAGACUUUCUUUUUAUCCAAUAUGGCACCACAAGUAGGUGUUGGAUUUAACAGGGAUUCGUGGAAUAGAUUGGAAAAGUAUGUGAGAAAAUUGACAAAAGUAUACACCGAUGUCUACGUUUGUACAGGCCCCCUUUAUCUCCCAAAGAAAGAAGGUGAUGGGAAAAAGUAUGUGAGGUAUCAAGUCAUUGGUGCCAAUCACGUAGCAGUACCCACUCACUUUUAUAAAGUUAUCGUUGGACAAACAAAUGAUUUAAAAUUUGAAAUGGAGGCUUAUGUUAUGCCUAAUGGACCGAUUGAUGAUAAUACACCUUUGACGAGUUUCCAAGUUCCACCAGAAAGCGUUGAACGCGCCGCAGGACUACUAUUCUUCGACAAGCUGUCUCGCGAUAAAUUGACUAAAAUCAAUGGAAAAAAAGUAUGAUACCGAAUAUAUGUAAAAAAAAAAUAGAAAUUGUAUUCGUAUUAUUAUUAUUUAUUGUUGUUAUUAUAUUGGCAUUAUUUGAAUGGUAAAAAAAAUGACAAAUAAAGAUGACUUUUCAGACGUUCA
Molecule: messenger RNA, 1224 nt
Organism: Diachasma alloeum
Lineage: Eukaryota; Metazoa; Arthropoda; Insecta; Hymenoptera; Braconidae
Gene: EndoG
Product: endonuclease G, mitochondrial
Exons: 5
Coding region: 124-1098 (324 amino acids)
Biological process (GO): apoptotic DNA fragmentation
Cellular component (GO): mitochondrial inner membrane; nucleus
Molecular function (GO): metal ion binding; nucleic acid binding; RNA endonuclease activity
Source: RefSeq, a predicted model, not a curated record